CCGGUUUCAGCGCUCCACAUUUGAAAAGGGUUCGGUUAGAUUUGAGGGGGCUCGUUCGCCAUUGUUAAAAGGCUGCGUCCGCAAUGUUGCCAAAAGUCGCAUUUGGAAAAUAGAAGUUGAGAACAAGGAGUCUAAAAAAUAUCGGAAUUGCAACAUGGCUCAGCGUGUGGCUGUACCAGAUGCAGCAAACAAGAAGACAACCAGGGUUCGGGUGGCAGUUCGUCUGCGACCGUAUAUGGGCAAGCAUGAUGAGAAAAGCGAGGGGCUGUGUGUAAGAGGCCUGGACUCACAGAAUCUGGAGAUAAUCAACUGGAGAAAUGCUACAGAAACAGUCAAAUACCAUUUUGAUGUUUUUCAUGGUGAGCAAACAACACAGCAAGACGUUUUCCUCUCGUCAGUAAAGCCCAUUCUACCACACAUACUGAAUGGACAAAAUGCCAGUGUGUUUGCCUAUGGACCAACGGGAGCUGGUAAAACCCACACCAUGAUGGGCAGUUCAGAUCAGCCAGGCGUAAUCCCCCGAGCUGUUCGUGCCGUCUUCAAUAUGGUCAAAGCUAAGGAUGAGGAUGAAGGAUGGGACUACAGCAUUGGCAUGUCUUAUCUGGAAAUUUAUAAUGAGAAGGUGCUAGAUCUUCUGUCACCGAGUUCCCAGGAUUUGCCAAUCAGAGAGGACAAGGACAAAAACAUCCUCAUUCCUGGUCUCACUCACACAACCAUCUCCUCCUUCUCGGACUUCGACAAACACUUUGUUCCAGCCAGCCUCAAUCGUACAACCGCUUCAACCAAACUCAACCAGCGCUCCAGCCGCAGCCACGCCAUCCUCCUCAUCAAGGUUGUGCGGACUCAGCGUGCCCUGCCCCACAGACAACAGACAGGAAAGCUGUACUUGAUAGACCUGGCCGGGUCUGAGGACAACCGUCGCACCGGCAACCAGGGCAUCCGCCUAAAGGAGAGCGGCGCCAUCAACCUGUCUCUCUUUACUCUCAGCAAGGUCGUGGACUCUCUUAACUCUGGCACUGCCGUCCGUGUGCCCUACAGAGACAGUAAACUGACACGGCUGCUACAGGACUCUCUGGGCGGCUCGGCACACUCGGUCAUGAUCACCAAUAUUGCACCCGAGUACAAGUACUAUUUUGACACGUUCAGUGCACUCAACUUUGCCUCCAAAUCCAAGCUCAUCGUGAACAAACCCUUCACCUGUGAAACUGUGGCUGUGCUGCCAGUGAAGCGGGCCAGAGAAGACCACGAGGCAGGCGGCUCUGGCACCGAGCCACAGAAGAAGAGGCAGAAAGACGAGAGGAAAGCGGAGCAGGAUGGUUCCUCACCUUCUGCACAUUAUCACAGCCCGUCAGAAGCGUCAGUGAUGGACAGGCUGUUAGCUCUGGAGAAGCUGAUGAUGAACUGCCAGAACAAAGACAGACUCGGCAUGCUGAAAGAUGUGGCCCAGUCUCGCAAGGAGAUCCAGGAGCUCAAAGAGAAGCAGAGGGAGUUUGAGAGCAAGGCCAUGUUAUUCAGUCAGCUGGCUGGAGAAAAGUCCAGUGGCAAACAGGAGGCUGCCUUCAAGAACAACGUGGUUCCUUUACAAAGAAAACAGACAACUGCCGCAAAAGUCAAAAAGCAGCAGGCCGUGGUCCAACCCUUACAAGUGUCCCAGCUCCAGCCUCUUCAGCAGCUUGCGGUCGUCAAGAAACCGUCCGUCUGCGUCAAGAAGAAAGAGAGGAAGCUUUCAGACCAGGUUGAGCCUCCAGAUGGCAAAGAGAACAUAAUGGAGAAUGGCUGGGAGUCCCAACUUGACAACUCUGUGCUGGAGCACUCCAGACAGAAAAUCCUGAACGUUCUCAAUAACGGCUCCCUCAAAGAGCUGAAAGGUUUGCAGCAGAUCGGCGACAAAAAGGCAAAGCUCAUCCUGGGCUGGAGGGAGAUCCAUGGUCACUUCGUAAAGUUGGAAGAUCUGCUAAAAGUUGAGGGAAUGACAGACAAGAGAUUUUCCUCCUUUAUGAAGGCAAACAUCCUGAGUGCCAUGGGAAAGUGAUUUUUCUUAUUUUGUUAUUUUUAUUUUUUUUAAUUUACCGUUGUCUAAUGUAUAUGAUGUCUAUCUCUGGAGCUUUUAAUUGUCCUUUAUGCAGUUUCAUGGUGUUUUUGUAGUUACGAUUGCGUUCCAGUUGGUGGCGCACCACUGCUUUUUAAUAAAUGUCUCACGUGUCAUCUUAUGUUUGUUUAUUUUAUGAUCAUAAAUAAAUCCGAUGGUCACU
Messenger RNA from Plectropomus leopardus (leopard coralgrouper), 2252 nucleotides. It is a transcript of the gene kif22, whose product is annotated as kinesin family member 22. NCBI's taxonomy places the organism in Eukaryota, Metazoa, Chordata, Actinopteri, Perciformes, Serranidae. Gene Ontology annotation, biological process: microtubule-based movement; spindle elongation; mitotic spindle organization. The record is from RefSeq and is a predicted model, not a curated record. Gene Ontology annotation, molecular function: microtubule binding; ATP binding; microtubule motor activity. Gene Ontology annotation, cellular component: microtubule associated complex.